CAUACCCUUCCCGCGGAUCUGAGUGAGCUGUUGCGAAGCGUCAGAGUCUGAGCCGCGUCAUCAUCGUCUAUAGAGCUUCAUUGUUCGCCCUCCUCAAGUCCUUCUGGCUUUAUAACCCACUCAUCUCACUAUCCUCGCGAAGCCAGCAUCGCCUCUUCUCUUUCCGUCGCACCGCCAUUCCGAUCAUCCGAUACCCUUUCCUUGCCCGUCUCCGGCUCCGGGAAAAGAAGCGCUGUUGCAGUGAUUCUCCAAGACGGUAGCUGAAGACGAGAAUAUACUUGCCUAUGCCAUCGCCGUAGAUUGUCACGCCAUCUUCACGUCUUGGAUACCCUUCGCGUAGGUCAAGCUACGCGCUUCCGAAUCAUCCUCUCUCUCUCUCUCCUUAGCUUCGGCACGGAAGACGAGACCAGAGCAUGAACAUCGGCGGAGGAGGCGGGGGACCAGGAGGCUCUGACGGUCUACCGCCGGGGUCUAUCAAUCCUCAAGCUUUGCAAGCCGCUCUUCAGCAACAGCAACAACGCUCCAAUGGAAACGUUGGUGGUGGCAUGGGAGCUGGGGUUGGUGGUCCGGGAGGAAGCUUUCCGGGUGGACUGACGCCUGCUUUACUUCAGCAGCUUCAGCAGCAUCAGAUGCAACAGCAGCAGCAGCAACAUCAACAACAACACCAACAGCAGCAGCAGCAACCAUUUCAACAGCAGCAGGGCAUAGGGAUGGGAAUGGGGAAUGGAAAUGCGGCAGGAGGAGGAUCAGGCGCUCCCGAUGGCAGUGGUAGUGGUGGCCAGAAUCCGCCGCCUCAAGGCGCUGGUUCGGGGGUCAGCUUGCCGCCCAACAUGCCGCCUGAGAACGCUGUCAAGAUGAUCACGGCAAUCCGGUCCAACAUGACCAAUCUGCAAGCCCAGUGGGGCUCCGUCUCUUCGACUCCCGAUAGUCUAGAGAAGCAGCAAAGCCUCGGGCGUCUUGCCGGUGAGAUGAGAAGGAUGAAAGGAUUGCACGAUCAGCUGCUGGUGAUCCUCAGAAGCCAGAGCCAGAACCAGCAGCAGCAGACUCAGGCUCAGCAGGGACAGCAAGGACAGCAGAAUCAACAGCAGCCAAGACCACAAGGCAAUCAGGCCUUUCCCGUCCCGCCUAGCCCAGCUAAUGCAUCAAUGGAGCAGAUGAACCAACAGCAAGCGCGAACAGCAGCAGGAGCAGCAGGUUCCCCUGAUGCGGCUUCGACUGCAGGAGGUCAGUCUGUCCAGCAUGGAUCGCAGCCGUCCUUUUCUGCGCCUCAGCCUCCUCAGCAGGCCUUUUCGAGUGAAAAUCCGCAACAUCAAGCUCAGCUUGCCGUCUUGCAAGCUUUCGCCCAGCAACAGCAGCAGAGACAGCAGCAGCAAUCGCAGUCGCAAUCCCAGUCGCAACCACAGCAUCAGAAUCGAGGUAUGGUCACGCCGCAACAGGGAAACGUUAGUCUACCGCCAGAGGAGAGGGUUGGGCCCUCACCAAGCCAACCAGGAGGCUUCCCUCCCCAUCAGCAGCAGCAGCAACAACAACAUCAUCCUCAGCCGCCUCAGACCCCUCAGCAGCAGGCGCCAGCUCCACAGCAGCAGCCUCCACAGCAACAGCAGCAAACCAUGCCGCUGCCGCCGGGCCUCGCAAAUACGCAAGCAUUCGUCGCUACCAUUACCUCUUUCAUGGGGCAAAGAGGAACACCGCUUCCUCCCGGCACUAGCUUCACAUUUCAGGCUCCUGCUGGCAAUGGCGAGAUUCGAAAGAUUGAAUUGAAUGCCGCCUUUGCUGCUGUGACAGGUCUCGGCGGCUCUACAAAGCUCUCUACAGCUGCGCCGGGAGGUCAGUCUCCAAUCAAUCAACAGGGGCUGAUGGGCUGGGUCAUCCUGGCCAAUAGGCUUGGACUAGCGGUCGCAAACCCGGAUCCAAACGGUGAGGGACGGCGGGAUCAGAUUCCAACGCCAGCUCAGACACCGGAGCGGUUGCGGAACUGGUACAGGGAGUUGCUCGGUCCUUUUGAAGAGUGGUGGGUGAACAAGAUGUCGAGCGCCCAGGCUGGACAGUCGGGUCAGCCGGGGCAGACUGUGCAGCAGGGCCCUAGUGGUCAGGCUGGUCAACCACCAGCACAAGGGCCACCGCCGACUCCUCAGCGUGAAGGACAACCUCCGCAGACUUUUCCACCGCUGCCGCCGAAUCACCAACAAGCGCUUCAGCAGCUUGGGCAGCAUCUGCAGCGGUUGGUUGCGGAGGGGCAAAUGUCGCAAGAGGACGCACGGAACCGGUGGGCGCAGGCAUCGAAUGCUGCUCGCGCACAGGCUCUGAAAGCUCAGCAGGAACAGCAGCAGCAGCAGCAGCAGCAGCAGCAGCAGGGACAGCCGGUCCAGCAACAGCAGCAAAUGGGACAGGCAGGUCCAGCAGACCAGCAGCGUCCCGGCCAGGGCCCUUGGUCAGCACAUGGAUCUGGAAUGGAUCAACAGGCCUUCCAGCAGCACCAGCAGCACCAGCACCAGCAACAACAACCGUUGCCUCCGCAUCUACAGCAACAGAAUCAAGCGAACCAACAUCAGCGGGAAAUCUCUUCGCCGGCGCCCAGUGAGGCGGAGCAAAAGGGCAAGAAGCGAUCUAGAAAAAGCACAGCCCAGAAGAGUGCGGAUGCGAAGGUGGCCAAGAUGGAGCAUGCUUCUACACCUUCUGCUCCAGAUCGUGGCAGCCGACAGGGAUCAAUGCAGAGCUCUGGGCCCCCUCAGCAGCAGCAGGGUCCGUCAAUGCCCGCACAAUUCCAGCAGAAGCUUCCACCGGGCCAGCCGCAGCAGCAGCAGCAGCAGCAGCAGCCAGCUAUGGCACCUGGUCCUGGAGGUCCUGCUCAAGGACAGCUCACACCUCGCUCUGCAGUGAGGAUGCUGCAGCAAGGCAAUCUCAACCCGGCUCAACAGGCCGCCGCUCUAGCCGCGGUCAGAGCAGCCAGUGGCGGGUCAGGUCCUUCGCAGCAUCCUCAUGGCCCACAGAGUCGGCCGGUGACAAGAGAUGGAGGCGGACCGCCAGGACCUCAGGGUUCGUCAGUACAGCAAGGACAGCAGCAGCAGCAGCCGAGUGCCGCCAAGCAAGAAACGCCAGUACCACCCCCUCACCCGCCCAACAAGUUCAAGAUUGAGUAUCUGCCUCUACAAAGAGACGUCAGAACGUACGCUGGGUGGGACCUCGAUGCGGUGGAAGCUCAGGUGGGCCGAGUCGCGAAAGGCUACAACAAGAGCAUUCGGACUGUCAGAGAGAUGGGCGUCGUGGACGUCACGGGCCUCAUCCUCUCACUACGAUCGAGGCUAGAGAUUGAAGUGUCGUACGCACUCAAUUCCUUGCUGAUCCUCUCAUCGGGUGCAGGCACCAGGCCGGACAGUGCUGGACUGAAGUUGGAUGCUUGUGGUGAUCUCCUAGAGGAGCUCCUCGAGCUGCUCAGAGAGACGGCGUUUGUAGAUGGGCCUCCGGGUGAAGAUCGCAAAGAACACGUGGAUACUCAGGGCAGUGUAACGCCGGGUAUCAUCAGCCACUCUCAGCUCGUCUUUGAGACACUGCAAGAGGAAGAGGACCUAAAGCUGCUGCGUCGGAACGGUGUCAAACAGCGAGCACAAUCCUUACCGGCGAGGGCUGUCGAAGAUCUCGACGCGCCCUUGGUCAAGGACUCUGACAGGCUGGAGCAGGACAUUGGCGCUCACCGGCGCACAGUGGAAGACGACCGGACUCGAGAGCGCAAAGCGAACAUUGCCCUGACGCUGUUGAAUAUACUCUGCAACUUCUCGACGAUGGUGGAAAAUCACUUUUUCCUGGGCAGCAAUCAGGAGCUCUUGGUGCUACUGGGAGACCUGAUCAGCGCCGACGAUGGCCAGGAGGACUUUCGGCUGUUCACUCGUGCCGAGCAGCUCAAGGUGAGAAAGGACGUCCUGCUUCUCCUGACGAGCAUUAGUGGGCCUGGUCUGCAGUUGAGGAGGCUGCCCGUGGCUACUGUUACUGCUCUCUUCGACCUGUACUGCUCCUUUAUGGAGGAUGCGGCCGAGAUCGAGGCCUUGGGAGGUCCGCUGCUAGGCGAGGCUCCUCCCCCACCUGGUGUCCCACCUCACAUGGCCCCUCGCCUGCCUCCGGUGCCAUGGGCUGCACGGACGCCGUACUAUGCCGACCUCGCCCUGGAUGGCUUCUCAAAGUUCGCCCUGCCGGACGAGAAUCGCAAGGUGUUGAGUGAAGUGGUGCCGGCUUCGAAGAUCAUGGACCUGUGCACGACGUUGGCGCAGAUGUUCCCUUCGUCCGAAGCCGACUACCACUUCUUCCGUACCGAGACACGUCUCUGCUACACGGAGCACAUUGCGAUGAGUCUCUACAAUCUCGUCUUUCUCGCUCCGCUCAAGGUCAAGCUGCAGCUGCGCAACGGCACGGCGGGUUGGACUUCGACGUUGUUCCGCGUGGUGAAGAGGGUGCUGCGCUUUGGGUCUUCGGACUUUUCGCACAAUCAAUUCAGCUCGCUGGCAUAUCGCUUGGUGGAGACGCUGAAGCUAGUGGACGACUCCAAGGACAUGUUCAACAUGCCCUUGUUGCUGAGCUUCUCGUCCAGCCACGGCGACGAUUCUGGCAGCGGUAGCGGAAGUGGUGGGCAGGAUGAGAGCGGACACGGCGGUUCGGGAGCGUCUGCGAGGGGAAGUCGUAAGCGAGCGCCAUUGUUGGCUGCGGAAGAGGAAGGGGUGUUUGAGGUGCUAUCGAUGGUCAAUGUAGACCCUGUGCUGCUGGAGCAUCUGAGCAGCAUGGUGGUUGCCUGACGAAUGGGAGUCGCAAUGGAAAUCACAAAGUCACAGAGGAAGUCACGGUGUGCGUUCAGCUGUUCAUGACCUCAGUUACACGGCGUCUGCUCGACCGCUAUGUUCUCCUGUCAAUCUGGUAC
Messenger RNA from Microstroma glucosiphilum, 4903 nucleotides. RefSeq lists its product as hypothetical. The record is from RefSeq and is a predicted model, not a curated record. The coding region runs from base 414 to 4781 and encodes 1455 amino acids. The transcript has 2 exons. Lineage: Eukaryota; Fungi; Basidiomycota; Exobasidiomycetes; Microstromatales; Microstromataceae. Gene Ontology annotation, molecular function: DNA binding.